Musa acuminata AAA Group (dessert banana) is the source of this 1538-nucleotide messenger RNA. RefSeq names its product NAC domain-containing protein 87-like. Gene Ontology annotation, molecular function: DNA binding. The record is from RefSeq and is a predicted model, not a curated record. The transcript has 3 exons. Lineage: Eukaryota; Viridiplantae; Streptophyta; Magnoliopsida; Zingiberales; Musaceae. Gene Ontology annotation, biological process: regulation of DNA-templated transcription. Bases 129 to 1190 code for a protein of 353 amino acids.
CAUUCCAUUCUUUUCUUUCUUAAAUCCACCUUGAAUUCACAGCAAUUUGGGUGUUUUCUCCCUUUGUUUCCUUCCUUCUCCUUGGGUCUCCAACCUUGUCUGAUUUCUCUUUGCUCGGAGGUGCAACCAUGGCUGAUGUCCCGGUGCUGGACAAGGGGGACGACUGCAUGGACUUGCCCCCUGGCUUCAGAUUCCACCCCAUGGAUGAAGAGAUCAUCACUCACUACCUCUCGCGAAAGAUCAUCAACCAUGGAUUCACUGCAAGAGCAAUAGGAGAGGUGGACUUGAACAGGUGCGAGCCAUGGGAUCUUCCAAGCAAGGCUAAGAUGGGAGAGAAGGACAUGUACUUCUUCUGCCAGCGGGACAGGAAGUACCCGACUGGCAUGAGGACCAACAGGGCUACCGAAUCUGGCUACUGGAAAGCCACCGGAAAAGAUAAGGAGAUUUAUAGGGGAAAGGGAGUGCUGGUUGGCAUGAAGAAGACCCUUGUUUUCUACAAAGGAAGAGCUCCCAAAGGGCAGAAGACUAACUGGGUGAUGCAUGAAUUCCGGCUCGAAGGCAAAUACUCUCUCCCAAAUCUCCCAAAAUCUGCAAAGGAUGAAUGGGUCGUGUGUAGGGUCUUCCACAAGAGCAUAGGACCGAAGAAAAGCCCACCACCUGGCACGGAAAGGAUCAACUCUUAUGCUGAUGAUCUUUUGGACUCCGGCACCUUGCCUCCCCUAAUGGAUCCCCCUCACAUGGAAUACACGAUGGGGCCUGGUUCCAGCUUCACCAACAAUGAUCAGAUCUUUGACUUCAAAGCCCUUCCUCCCAGCUUCACCGCCAUGAUGGCCAUGGAGAAUCAACAGGUCAUGAACCACCACCAGAUGAUCUCAAAUCCACUUCCUCACAACCCGGCUUUAUACGCUCAACCCCCUCGGCAAAGCGCCUACUACUCGCUCCUGGGUUCCGCGAAUCCCGGCUACUUGCACCAUGACGAAGCAACGAUGGGGGCUUUCGCUACUACGGACAACGAUGCACCAUCCGCCAUAAGGAAGCACUGCAAGGUGGAGCAGUACUCGAACCAAUCCAUGGGAUGUCCCUCGCAGGACACCGGACUGAGCACUGACCACAACACCGAGAUCUCGUCCGUCGUGUCCAAGCACUACGUCGACGACUUCGACGACCCCUGGACAAACUACGGAUUCUGAGCCAUUCCCGGAAGGCGCCCCCUGGUAAUAUACGCGCGCUAGCAGCACCAUUUUUAGGAUCCAUUGAUUUGCCCAAGGCCACUCAUGUCUUAUUUGUCAGAGAGUGCAGGCCUUGUCCUUAGAUUUCCUCACUGUACAUAGAGUUCCGGUUGUCCAUUAUACGCGCAGAUCAAAGUCUUCUAUGUUCAUAGAACGAACGGAGAAGAAGGUGUGAGCACUGAUGUCGGGGUUUGAUUCUUUGGUUGUGUUAGUAUGUGAUUGUAACUAGUAGGAUUUGUGUCUCUAAUGAAUUGACCUGGUGUAGUACAUAUAUAUAUAUAUUAUUGUUCUUGGUUUCUGUCUCUCCAA